This is a messenger RNA of Dermacentor andersoni, 2588 nucleotides long. RefSeq lists its product as uncharacterized. NCBI's taxonomy places the organism in Eukaryota, Metazoa, Arthropoda, Arachnida, Ixodida, Ixodidae. Gene Ontology annotation, biological process: protection from non-homologous end joining at telomere; telomere maintenance via telomere lengthening. Gene Ontology annotation, molecular function: telomeric repeat DNA binding. The record is from RefSeq and is a predicted model, not a curated record. Gene Ontology annotation, cellular component: shelterin complex.
CGGCGCCAAGGCCGAAGCCAGAUGUGCUAUGCGCAGCAGAUGCCUGCAGCAGAACUAUGUGCGCGGGGGCGUGAACCGGUGAAGGCGCGAAUGCCCUGAAGUCUUCGAAACGUACCAUGACCAGCAAUCCGCACAGCCGAGCGCUCUUCGUGAAAGCGGAUGGCGGGCCCAUGUACUUUUCAAUGGCGCCCUGCUCGGAGCGAAAGGAGAUACGUGAGCUUAUAGAAAAUGGAGGCGGCGUUCUUUUGCAGCCGGAUAAGAAUCCUGACGCCGUCCGUUUGGUGCCCACUUGCAUUACAACGACGGAAGGCCCCGAUGACGCUUUCUCUGCCACUUACAUACAUGCUUGCAUUUCCAGCAACAAGCUCUUUCCUCUGAAAGAAUUCAAAAUUCCGAGAGCGUCAGCUGCGGAGACAGACGACGACGGAGACUGCAAGGAGCAUAAACUGCGCUCCGUUCGCUUAAGACGCGAGUACACGCUUGGCGAAGAAAUUGCGAUGGCGAAGUACAUAGCGAAGAAGCCCAGGGUCUGUGUCCGUGGCAACGAGGUAUACAAGGAAAUGGCUGCGGCCUGUGCGGUGCCUGGUGCUCACCCGUGGCAGUCCCUGAAGCAGCAUUACCUGAAGAGAAUACUCCCGUGGAAACACCUGUACGAGUCACCUGACGCGAGUAAAAUCCUCAAGAGACACGCCCACGAGGCACAAGAAGCGCGUGACACCUCGCCGAGCGCCACUUCGGGGUGUGGGUCAGUUAUCGUUGAAGACAGCAGCAGCGAUGACGAACAGUUGCCCAAGCCGCGGGGGGCUACUGACGGUAGAGUCGAAAACAGCUGGGAUCCCGAAACUGAAGUUGUUGCGGAAACAGAAAGUCCAGGUGCAUCGUCAUAUUCGAAGGACAGCAACACACCCGCUGUGAGAAAACAUUCCAGCAGGAGGCUCAAAAUGAAACGCAAGAAGGUUUUACUGUCUACUGCAUUUCUUUCGGGCAGUUGCAAGGAAAGCUCGAGUGAAAGCUCUCCUAGGCACAAAAGUAAUGUCGCGGCACGUGGGAAGAACAGUCGCGACGACGGCAUCGGCAUUGCAGACUCUAGCCAAAAGGCUGAUGAGGUUCCUGAGAAGUCUGCGAUGCCUACACCUGCAGUAGUGCAAAGCAAGAUGUUUCCUGGCAAGACUUCUAGUAUCCAAACACAGUCUCAGCCUGGUGAGCAAGAUGAUGGUGUGGGAAUAUCAGAUUCACAAACCGCUGCAGUAGCGGAGACCGCUUCUGGAAAAAAACGUGUGCUGCGAUCAUCUCCAAGGAAGUCCAAGAAUGCAAAGCAGCAGGAGACACCUGCUGAUGAGAGAACUCACGUUCAUAGUCUACCACACAGCGAUCUCUCUGAGGGGCUGUGUGUCUUGGACAGUGUCGGCAUGCAACAAACCACCCAGUCAUCGCCACAAAAGAAUGUCGACACCGCAGCUUCCCAGAAGCAUACUAGUGGCCUUCCUAACCCAUCACUGCUUUCCCAAAGUCAUGACUGCACUGCCUCAGGAGUCACUGAAGGGCAGGUGUCCCAUGCCAGCAAGCUUACGUCCUUUCGGUCGCCCAUAAGAAAGCAAGGAAGUACCAAAUCCCACGCAAACCUUAGCACACGUUUGAACACACAGUCUACAUUUGAAUCGACUCACGAUGACACUGCAACGAAGGAUAAAUUUCCUCACAAAGCUUUUAGCAGACAAAGGCCCUUGCGAUCACUCCGAAGCAAACGGCUGAACACAGCUCGGCAGAUUGAUCUUGACGGCCAAUUGGAUGAGCUGCCAAACUCUGAGUCUACUGAUGGCAUCGUGACAACAAAGGCCUUCCGUUCUUCACCCGAGUCUGUCUACAACACAGCAGAAAGCGAGAGUACAUCCCAUGGCACUGACUGCAUAGGGAAAGAUGACAAAAAUGUACCGUCGGCACAAAAACAGCAAGCAAAGCCAGAUUCAACAGCGAUGAAAACACACAGGAAAGCAUUGCGAGUGCCUGCAUUACGUAGGAGUGAUAAAACUUUACCAUCUUCUAGUGAGAAUGCACGCUUGAGUAGCACUCGUCGAGCUGCAGGUUGUAAAAAGGAACCGAAGUCGACGCCAUGCAUUGGCAGUGGGACAUCGGGUUUUGACAGUGCUGAUGAUGCCCUGCUUGCGAGGGUUGCAGAGCAAGCAUCUGCGCUUCAUGGUUCAUCUGAGGUCAGCUCUGAAGAGCAAGAUGACGCAACCACAAUUACGCUGUCGAGCAGCAGCAGGCACUCCGACGAGGACUCCACUUUGGAUGACGAAGUGGAGAAUGUGCAACGGGAGCUCUCCAGGCUUCUCGCCGCUCUCGAGGAAGGGAAGGGCCGACCACCACACACCACAUGCCCGCCGCGUUGUACGUGCCCUCUCACGAGCUGGUACGCCCAGUCCGCGCGGGCAGCCGUAUCGCUCAGCGCCUUUCUGGCCUUCCACGAUGCACCACUUCCAGACCAGCCAGGAGGGGUCACCGACCCUGUUGUGGCCAUGGCACUGGAAUGGAUGUUGCGCCACCUUGAACAGGGUGCCAACGAAGGCGACAGAAGUGCUUCGCAGUGA